AGAAAUUCCCCAACAUCGAGAACUCUCGCUACUAUACACUACUACCUGUUUGUUAGUAAUCGCGAGAAUGUCGAGUGAAGUGCAAGUGACGCUUGUGCUGCUUGUUGCGGUAUUAACAACCCUUUCAUCAGGUUUUCCGCAAAAAAUCACAAACGCUGACAAAACAUCUCAGGAAUCCUCAGGUGGUCCACCGUUUUUGGAAUUUAAAAAUGGCGCCGUAAGAUUGAAUUUUGGUGGCUAUCACGCGGAAGCUGGACUCGGAGGACUUUUAGGUGGCGGAAGAGCAGGAGGUGGACUUCACGUGAGUGCCGGAACACCUGAUGGUUCACAUGCUUCCGCAGGAUUAGGUGGACUUCUCGGUGACAACGGAAGUGCUGGUGGUGGUUUACAUGCCCGAGCAGGAUUGGGUAACGGUGGUCCAGAAGCAAAAGCCGGACUUGGCGGAGUUCUCGAUGGAACGAAAAAAAAAUAUGGAGAAGGAUCUUUGUUUGCUGAUUCAACAUGGAAAAAGGGUGAAAAAAAUGAAAAUGAACGAAAAAAUAUUCAAGUCAUUCCCCGAGCAUCGAAGAGUAAAGAGGUAGCAUCGUCAGCAUCAUCAUCAUCUUCUAAGGACAUCACAGCCAAUGUUGAUUCAGGUGCAUCUGCAACAUCAUCUGAUGCAGCUACAGUGACGUCACUAAAAGAAGAAAAGGAUGAUGAAGAUAAAGAUACGGGAAUUGGAAUAUCUGUUCUCAAGAUAAAAACAUUGGAUAAAUCGGAACCAAUUGAAUUUGCAACAUCAACAGAUACAAUUGACAGUAAUUUGGAAUCUCGUAAUCGUGGGAUUUAUCCAGCACGUUGGUACAGAAAACGAUUCAGAACAGGUGCGAGAAAAAAUGUUCUUUAUAACACUGUUUUAAUACCCGAUGGUGAUCACGUAGUGGCCCCAAGUUCACCUGGAAUUUUUACUCGUGCAGGUCCUGAGGUGUCUUAUUCACAUAACGAUGGUCAAAAAGCCAGUACCUUAUUUGAUGAUAUUUUCAAUAUACCAAUUUCAACAUUGAAUGCAGUGAAUCAAUUAUUAAAAAAUAAAAUUGGUUGAUGCCAAUAUAUAAAAUUCCCGCAGAUGUGUAUUUCAAAAUGAAACUCUAAAAAUGAAUUUGAAAGUAAUCGCACGUUUUUUUACACAUUGUAAUUUUUAUAUAUUUUGUAUUCCGUUUACACCUCCGCAUGUAAAAAUACUCCGACACAAACAAGGUCACAAAAAAAAAUGUUUCCACGUUGUCGUCUUGUUUUCUUAUUAAAAAUUCUGUACAUAUAAUAUAUAUUCGAGCGAUUUGUUAUUCAUUUUAAAUGAUCUCAUGAAAUUUUUUAUAUGCGGAGCAGAAAAUUCUUUGUUGUUAUUUUCAUCGAAAUAUUUCUUUCUUUCCUUUUUUGUUUAGCAAAAUUUUUUCUAAUAUUUACCAAAUAGUAAUUUUUCAAAAAAUAAAUAUUUAAUUCCUAUAUAAUAAACAUUUUAUAUUAAAUAUACAAUAUUUCGUUCUAUAUAAUAAUUGUGACGAUUUGUAUAUAAUAUGAAAUUUACGAAAAAUUGACGAAUUGUUAUUAAUAAUUAAUGUAUAUUUAAAAAAAAAGAAUGUUGAUCACUUGAAAUAUUUUUUAAUAUUAAUUUUGAUUUGUAUAUUAAAUUAGUCAGUGAAGGGCAAGUAAUUUUUUUUUACAAUAUUCAGUGGUAGAAAGCAGUAUUUAGUGAAAUGUUGAAGAUUACUAUUGUUAAAGGCUUGUGUUUAUUAAUCACAUAAAUUUUGCACGAUAUUUAUGAAUAUUAUAGCUGACAUAUUUUUAAUAAAGGUUUUCUGUAAAAUUUGCUUACAAAUAUUA
This is a messenger RNA of Leptopilina boulardi, 1860 nucleotides long. RefSeq lists its product as uncharacterized. The coding region runs from base 68 to 1081 and encodes 337 amino acids. The record is from RefSeq and is a predicted model, not a curated record. Lineage: Eukaryota; Metazoa; Arthropoda; Insecta; Hymenoptera; Figitidae. The transcript is spliced from 7 exons.